This is a messenger RNA of Sporothrix schenckii 1099-18, 228 nucleotides long. RefSeq lists its product as uncharacterized. The transcript is spliced from 2 exons. NCBI's taxonomy places the organism in Eukaryota, Fungi, Ascomycota, Sordariomycetes, Ophiostomatales, Ophiostomataceae. The record is from RefSeq and is a predicted model, not a curated record. The coding region runs from base 1 to 228 and encodes 75 amino acids.
AUGCAGACGUGGAAGGAGGACUGGAGGGAGGGGGAGGGUUGCUGGAAAGACACAGGAAUGCGGUUUCGACGCUCGACGAUAGCAACACUCUUACACGCUGCUAUGUCGAUGUACGUCGGCGGUGUCCAGGCCAUAAGAGACGAGACGUUGCGAGGGCUGACGGAUCGACGAAGCGUGCUUGCAUCAAGGCCAAAACCAGGACCUAGUCGAUCCGACAGUGUGGUCUAA